Molecule: messenger RNA, 5697 nt
Organism: Arachis ipaensis
Lineage: Eukaryota; Viridiplantae; Streptophyta; Magnoliopsida; Fabales; Fabaceae
Source: RefSeq, a predicted model, not a curated record
UCAUUUAUGCAACGCGAGAAAAGAAAACUCUUUCCUCUCGCCUCUGCCAGGGCUUUUGAUAUUGUCCGAUCCUGAAGACCAAAAUUGAAAGAUAGAACAGAAAAGAAGACAAGAACUAUUGAUCAAACUUAAAAAGAACAUUGACACAUAAAUUCGAAGCAAAAAUCAAUUCUAUAUUAUAAAGAAUAAACAAAUAAUAACUGCAUUUUCUUUUCCGUCACCGUUCUGGUUGCCAUGGAUAUUAGGUUUCCUUAUUCGCCGGCGGAAACUGCAAAUGUCCGUACGGUUCAGUUCGGAAUUCUCAGCCUCGACGAAAUCAGGAGAAACUCUGUGGUGGAAAUCGAGCACGGGGAGAGCUCGGAAAAGGGGAAGCCAAAGGUCGGAGGGUUGAGCGACCCUCGCCUUGGAACCGUUGAUAGGAAGAUCCGGUGUGCCACGUGUACGGCUGAUAUGGCUGAGUGCCCGGGGCAUUUCGGUCACUUGGAGCUCGCUAAGCCAAUGUUUCACGUUGGUUUCUUGAAGACGGUGCUCACCGUCAUGCGUUGUGUUUGCUUCAACUGCUCCAAGCUUUUGGCGCGUGAGGUCUGAUUUCAAAUGUUUUGAGAACCAUGCAUUGAGUUAAUAGGAGGAAGGAGCUUAGUUGCUUUUGUUCAAUUUGAAUUUUAUCUGAAUUCUUGUUUAGUAGUUCUUUUUAAGUUGACUAUGGUUUUGGAGCAGGAUAAGAAGUUUGAACAAGCUUUGAAGAUUGGGAACCCCAAAAACAGGCUGAAGAGGAUCUUGGAUGCUUGCAAAAACAUAAGCAAGUGUCAAGGUGGUGAAGAUUCUGAGGAGCUGGUUCGAAUUGGCUGCGGUGCCUUGCAGCCCAAGAUUACUAUUGACGGUAUGAACAUGAUUGCUGAGUAUAAGGCUCUGAGGAACAAAAACAAUGACCAUGAACAGCUUCCUGAACCUGAAGAAAGGAAACAGAUUCUUUCUGCAGAAAGAGUUCUUGGUGUUCUAAAAAGGAUAAGCGACGAGGACUGCGAAUUGUUGGGCUUGAAUCCGCAGUUUGCCCGUCCUGAUUGGAUGAUCUUGCAAGUUCUUCCAAUUCCUCCUCCACCAGUGAGACCUUCUGUUAUGAUGCACUCAUCCUGUAGGUGUGAGGAUGACUUGACUCAUCAGUUAGCCACAAUCAUCAAGCACAAUGAAAAUUUGAAGAGACAUGAGAAAAAUGGAUCACCUCAGCAUAUUGUUUCAGAGUUUUCUAAGUUGUUGCAGUUCCAUAUAACCACAUAUUUUGAUAACGAGUUGCCGGGACUGCCAAGAGCUACUCAAAGAACAGGAAGGCCUAUCAAAUCAAUUUGUAGCAGGCUUAAAGCCAAAGAAGGUCGGAUUAGAGGAAAUUUGAUGGGGAAAAGAGUUGAUUUUUCUGCUCGAACGGUUAUUACACCAGACCCGAACAUUAACAUUGAUGAACUCGGAGUGCCAUGGAGUAUUGCUUUGAACCUUACAUACCCUGAGACUGUAACUCCAUAUAAUAUUGAAAGGUUGAAGGAGCUUGUAGAGUAUGGACCCAAUCCCCCACCUGGGAAAACUGGUGCCAAGUACAUCAUUCGCGAUGAUGGGCAAAGGCUUGAUCUCAGAUAUUUGAAGAAAAAUUGCCAUCCCCAUUUGGAGAUAGGAUACAAGGUGGAGCGCCAUUUGAUGGACGGAGACUUAGUUCUCUUCAAUCGUCAGCCUAGUCUUCAUAAAAUGUCCAUUAUGGGGCACAGAAUCAAAAUCAUGCCUUAUUCUACGUUUCGGCUUAAUUUGUCGGUAACUAAGCCUUAUAAUGCUGAUUUUGAUGGGGAUGAAAUGAACAUGCAUGUUCCUCAGUCAUUUGAAACCAGAGCAGAGGUGUUGGAGCUCAUGAUGGUGCCUAAAUGCAUUGUGUCUCCUCAAUCAAACAGACCAGUAAUGGAUAUUGUUCAAGACACACUAUUAGGAUGCAGAAAAAUCACCAAGAGAGAUACCUUCAUCACAAAGGAUGUAUUUAUGAACAUUCUAAUGUGGUGGGAAGAUUUCGACGGGAAUGUUCCUACACCAGCAAUAUUGAAGCCAGAACCAUUGUGGACUGGGAAACAAGUUUUCAAUCUUAUUAUUCCCAAGCAAAUAAAUUUAACUAGGUAUUCUAGCUGGCAUGAUGAUAACGAAGGAGGAUCAUCAAUAACUCCAGGGGAUACUAUGGUCAGAAUUGAAAAAGGGGAACUACUUACCGGAACUCUUUGCAAAAAGACACUUGGAGCAUCUACUGGAAGUCUCAUUCAUGUCAUUUGGGAAGACGCUGGCCCCGAUGCAGCUCGUAAAUUUCUUGGUCACACUCAGUGGCUUGUAAACUACUGGCUUCUGCAGAAUUCUUUUAGCAUUGGAAUUGGUGAUUCGAUUGCGGACGCUUCCACUAUGGAGGUUAUUAACCAGACUAUUUCAGAGGCAAAGGAGAAAGUGAAAAAACUAUUCAGGGAUGCUCAAGAAAAGAAGUUGGAGUCUGAACCCGGUCAGACAAUGAUGGACACAUUUGAGAGGAAAGUGAAUGAGGUGCUGAACGAAGCUCGUAAUGAUGCCGGGAAAAAAGCGCAGACAAGUUUAUCUGAGAGCAAUAAUCUGAAAGCAAUGGUGACAGCUGGUUCCAAAGGAAGUUUUAUCAAUAUAUCUCAGAUGACUGCUUGUCUUGGUCAACAGAAUGUUGAAGGCAAGCGAAUUCCAUUUGGGUUCAUAGAUAGGACACUGCCACACUUUACAAAAGAUGAUUAUGGGCCUGAAAGCCGAGGCUUUGUGGAGAACUCGUAUCUUCGAGGGCUGACCCCACAAGAGUUCUUUUUCCAUGCCAUGGGAGGUAGGGAAGGUAUUAUUGAUACUGCAGUGAAGACCUCUGAAACUGGAUACAUCCAAAGGCGGCUUGUGAAGGCUAUGGAGGAUAUUAUGGUCAAAUACGAUGGAACUGUUAGGAACUCCGUAGGAGAUGUCAUACAAUUUCUCUAUGGAGAAGAUGGUAUGGAUGCUGUUUGGAUUGAAACACAGAAUCUUGAUUCCCUGAAAAUGAAAAAGUCAGACUUUGAUAGGACCUUUAAGUAUGAGUUUGAUAAGGAGAACUGGAAUCCUAGUUACAUGCUUGAAGGGUCUAUUAAAGACUUGAAAUCCAGCAUAGAGCUUCGUAAUGUACUUGAGGCUGAAGUUGAAAUGCUUGAACAUGAUAGACAUCUGCUUGCAACUGAGAUUGCCACUACUGGUGCUAGUUCUCUUCCACUGCCUGUUAACCUUAAGAGGCUUAUCAGGAAUGCUCAGAAGACAUUUAAAAUCGACUUUCGAAUGCCUUCUGAUAUGGACCCGAUUGAAAUUGUAGAAGCUGUUGAUAAGCUACAGGAGAGACUUAAAGUUGUUCCUGGUGAUGAUCUCCUUAGUCAAGAAGCUCAGAAGAAUGCUACCCUCUUGUUCAAUAUUUUGCUCCGCAGCACUUUUGCUAGUAAACGUGUUUUGGAAGAACAUAGGCUCUCUCGUGAGGCAUUUGAGUGGCUAGUGGGAGAAAUAGAAUCAAGGUUCCUGCAGUCACUUGUAGCCUCUGGGGAAAUGAUUGGUUGUGUAGCAGCGCAAUCAAUUGGUGAGCCUGCUACUCAGAUGACUCUCAACACCUUCCACUAUGCUGGUGUUAGUGCUAAGAACGUUACACUUGGUGUUCCGAGGUUAAGGGAAAUCAUUAAUGUUGCAAAGAGGAUCAAAACACCUUCUUUGUCGGUAUUUUUGAAUCCCGAGACUGGCAAGACUAAAGAAAGGGCCAAGGGUGUGCAGUGUGCUUUAGAAUAUACUACUCUUAGGAGUGUGACUCAGGCUACAGAGGUUUGGUAUGAUCCAGACCCCCAGAGUACAAUAAUUGAAGAAGAUGUUGAUUUUGUGAAGUCUUACUUUGAAAUGCCCGAUGAAGAAGUUCCUCUUGAUAAAAUGUCACCUUGGUUGCUUCGCAUAGAACUGAAUCGUGAAAUGAUGGUGGAUAAGAAGUUGAGUAUGGCUGACAUUGCUGAGAAGAUUAACCAUGUGUUUGAUGAUGAUUUGAAAUGUAUUUUCAAUGAUGACAAUGCUGAAAAGCUCAUACUUCGAAUCCGAAUCAUGAAUGAUGAAGCCCACCGGGGAGAGAUUCAGGAUGAUUCUGCUGAUGAUGUUUUCUUAAAGAGAAUAGAAAGCAACAUGCUUACUGAGAUGACAUUACGUGGCAUCUCUGGCAUCAGCAAAGUUUUUAUAAAAAGUAUUGACGUUCCAAAAUUUGAUGACAAUGAAGGUUUUCAGACUCAUAAGGAAUGGAUGCUUGAAACUGAAGGUGUCAACCUUUUAGCUGCAAUGUGCCAUGAGCAAGUUGAUGCAACAAGGACCAUAAGCAACCACCUUAUUGAAAUUAUUGAAGUCUUUGGAAUUGAGGCAGUUCGGCGGGCUCUUCUGAAUGAAUUGCGUGCUGUCAUCUCUUUUGAUGGAUCUUAUGUCAAUUACAGGCAUCUCGCUAUUCUUUGUGAUACUAUGACUUAUCGUGGCCAUUUGAUGUCAAUUACGCGCCAUGGUAUCAACCGAAAUGAUACCGGUCCAAUGAUGAGAUGCUCAUUUGAACAGACUGUUGAUAUUCUCCUUGAUGCUGCAGCAUAUGCUGAGGCUGAUCACUUAAGGGGUGUCAGCGAAAACAUCAUGUUAGGCCAGCUUGCGCCCCUUGGCACUGGACAAUGCUCUCUGUAUCUUAAUGAUGAGAUGAUUAAGAAUGCAUUUGAUCUCCAGCUACCUGGUUAUAUGGAUGGUCUUGACUUUGGCAUGACACCUGCUCAUUUCUCCAUGUCAACUCCCUAUCUUGAUGGCUUGAUGUCACCAACUCAUUUGUCCAGUCCAAAUCUGCGCCCAUCACCAAUUAAUAAUGCAGUUUUUUCACCUUAUGGAAUGGCCUGUGGUUACUGCACAUAUCGAAGUAACUACAGUAUAUCUUCACCUGCUUAUGAUCCAGUUUCACCUAAGUACACUCCCACUGAUCCUGGAUAUAGCCCUGUGUCACCAAGUUAUAGUCCUCUUUCCCCAACUUACAGCCCGGUGUCUCCGACAUAUAGUCCUAUAUCACCUGCAUAUAGCCCCUUCUCUCCUGGGUGCAGCCUUACAUCACCAAGCUGUAGUCCUAUAUCACCUGCAUAUAGCCCCUCUUCUCCUGGGUACAGCCCUACAUCACCAAGCUAUAGUCCUACUUCCCCUUAUUACAGUCGGUUAUCUGCAGAGUAUAGUCCCACAUCACCAUACUAUAGCCCCUCAUCACCAUCUUAUUCUCCAUCCAGCCCAACAUUUAGUCCAAGCAGUCUGGAUUUCAGCCUAACUUCUCCACAGUUCAGUGCUUCAACGGAAUACUCGCCAAGUCGACCUGGUUACUCACAGGCAUCAACCAGCCAAUACACUCCAUAGACAAGUGCCAAGGAUGAGGAUGAUAAUACAACUCUUUGAGGUGUGACUACUGAAUUCAAUUCUGAAUCUAAUCUAUCACUGAAAAGUAUCUAAGACUGGUGUGCAUAGCUCAGCACAACUUGAGGCUUAAGGACAAGAUCGAUUUGGAUUUGGCUAUGAUGGAGAAAGUAUAAAGUGGUUCUUAAAGGACUUUUUAAAAUGAUUCUAAAUGUGUUGUAAUUCAAUCGUACAAGUUAGUUUGUAAAUUUAUGUUUUCACCCAAAAUUU